AUGUUUUUUGCAAAUCAGUCUCAGACCAACGUCACAGUUGGACUGCAGUAUCAGGGGUUACUGGAAAGAGUGUUGUUGUCUAUUCUGUCUACAGUUCCAUGCUGUGUGUUUCUCUUCAUUAACGGGACCAUGUUAUUCACCUUGAGGAGUAAACCAGUGUUUUGUGAAACCUCCCGUUACGUUCUUCUGUAUAACCUCCUUUUUGCAGACACUGUAGUACUAGCACCAAAUCAAGCACUGUACCUAUUGGCUGCUUGUCGAAUAAUGUUAACAUAUCCUGUGUGUGGUGUUCUCAUUAUGUUUGCCAAGAUAACAAAUGACAUCUCUCCUCUCACGCUGGUGGUGAUGUCUCUGGAGAGAUAUGUAGCUGUGUGCUACCCACUGAGGCACGCUACCAUCAUCACCAUCAGAAACACAGGGUUGGCCAUUGUUGGGAUUUGGGCCUUCAGUUCACUAAAUGUCAUCACUCUUUUGCUGUUAGUUUUUACAUUUGAAGAUAUGCAGAACCAGCAGAUGAAAGACUUCUGUGGCAAAGAAAGCAUGUUGCUUGAUCCAGUGUCUUAUCUUUAUGAAAAAGCCUUCACUUAUUUUCUGUUUGUUUCAGCUGGUGUGGCAGUCAUUUGCUCCUAUAUUGGUGUGAUGGUAGCAGCCAGGUCAGCCUCUACAGACAAAGCUUCAGUCCAAAAGGCUCGUAAAACACUGCUGCUGCAUAUGGUGCAGCUGGGCCUCAGUCUUUCAUCAACUAUAUACGUCCCCUUGGUCAUAGCUAUCUCAAAGGUUCUCGACAGGAUAGUAAUUGUGCGCAUCCAAAAUGUGAUUUAUGUGUGUGCUAUCAUUCUCCCAAGAUGUCUGAGUUCUCUAAUCUAUGGCAUCAGAGACCAAACCAUUAGACCCGUCCUCAUACACCAUCUCUGCUGUCAGUGGAGACAGUCUCCUUUAGUCUCAAACAAAAAACAGAAGAAGGUGAAUCUAACCCUCUUCCAAUACCAGCAUUUCUCUCAGUCACCUCAUACAACUCUUAAUUCUGUCUCUCAAAAGCAAGGAGGACGAUGCAUUUCCCAACUUCCUUAA
Lates calcarifer (barramundi perch) is the source of this 1071-nucleotide messenger RNA. RefSeq names its product odorant receptor 131-2-like. Bases 1 to 1071 code for a protein of 356 amino acids. Gene Ontology annotation, molecular function: G protein-coupled receptor activity. The record is from RefSeq and is a predicted model, not a curated record. Lineage: Eukaryota; Metazoa; Chordata; Actinopteri; Centropomidae. The transcript is spliced from 3 exons. Gene Ontology annotation, cellular component: membrane. Gene Ontology annotation, biological process: G protein-coupled receptor signaling pathway.